This is a messenger RNA of Nicotiana attenuata, 1314 nucleotides long. RefSeq lists its product as uncharacterized. The transcript has 2 exons. Bases 1 to 1314 code for a protein of 437 amino acids. NCBI's taxonomy places the organism in Eukaryota, Viridiplantae, Streptophyta, Magnoliopsida, Solanales, Solanaceae. The record is from RefSeq and is a predicted model, not a curated record.
AUGCAGAUUCUCAAUGCUUAUGAAGCAGCAUCAGGGCAGAAGGUAAACAAGGGUAAAUCAGCCAUAUACAUGCAUCAUUUAACAGAUAUUGAAUUGAGUAACAAGGUGGUGGGGAUUACUGGCAUUCAGAGGCAAGAUUUCCCUUUCACAUAUUUGGGAUGUCCCAUUUUUUAUUCAAGAAGGAAGAUGGAUCACUACCAAGGACUUAUUACUAAAGUUCUUGAUAAGUUGCAGUCAUGGAAAGGCAAGCUACUAUCGAUAGGGGGUAUAGCAGUGCUGAUUGCACAUGUUCUUCAGAGUAUGCCAAUUCACCUUUUAUCAGCUGUAAAUCCUCCAAGUUAUGUAAUUAACAAACUCCAUAAAUUAUUUGCUCAAUUCUUUUGGAGUAGCUCUAUUGGGGGUUCUAGUAGGCAUUGGGCAUCAUGGAAUACUCUACGUAUGCCAUGUGAAGAAGGAGGAAUAGGAUUUAGGUCGUUACAUGAUGUGUCCAAAGCACUCUUUUGCAAGCUGUGGUGGAAUUUUCGAACAAAGCCAAGCCUGUGGAGCUCAUUUAUGAGCCAGAAGUACUGUAAAAAACUAAAUGCUGUAGUUGUACCUUGGAGAGAAGGUUCACAUGUUUGGAGGAAGAUGUUAGAAUGUAGAGAUUCUAUUGAACAUCUGAUUAAAUGGCAUCCAAGGAUGGGGUCAUCUCUCUUUUGGUUUGAUAACUGGACAGGCCUGGGCGCUUUGUAUUUUGUUGUACCUCCUGAGUUUGGGAUAGAUGACACUAUUCACAAUGUCUAUGAUGUUGUUGAAGAUGGUGAAUGGAAUAUGGAUAGGCUGAUGGAAAUUCUACCUGCAGAGUAUGCAAUCCACAUUGUAGAAAGCAUAAGACCUCCAGUUGUGGAAGCUGAUAUUGAUACUCCUUAUUGGAUGCUGGAACCUCGAGGCCAUUUCACAGUCGAGAGAGAUAAGCACUCUUAUUGCAAGCUGUGGUGGAAUUUUCUGAACAAAGCCAAGCCUGUGAGCUCAUUUAUGAGCCAGAAGUACUGUAAAAAACUAAAUACGCUUAGUUGUACCUUGGAGAGAAAGGCCCGGGUGCUUGUUUUUGUUUGUACUCCUGAGUUUGGGAUAGAUGACACUAUUUCACAAUGUCUAUAUGAUGUUGUUGAAGAUGGUGAAUGGAAAUUGGAUAGGUUGAUGGAAAUUCCUACCUGCAGAGUAUGCAAUCCACAUUGUAGAAAGCAUAAAGACCUCCAGUUGUGGAAGCUGAUAUUGAUACUCCUUAUUGGAUGCUGGAACCUCGAGGCCAUUUUCACAGUCAGAUCUGCUUAG